GCAUCGGCAUCGGUGCCGUCGAGUGAAGCAUACUGUCGUUCGCAAGGCCACCACGUUGAUCACCACGUGCUCGCGUGUUUUCCAGUGAUUAUGUCUGUGGGACACACCAUCAAACGGCGAGACGAUGAAGAGGAGAGUGAGUCACCGCCACCGCCGGACGGGGGAUGGGGUUGGAUGAUAGUCUUCGGGUCCUUCAUGAUACACGUUAUAACGGAUGGAGUAACGUAUUCUUUUGGAAUUUUCUACGAUGAAUUUCUGGAUUAUUUUAAAGAAGGAAAAGCACUAACAUCGUGGAUCUUAUCAAUUUUAGUGGGAGUUACAUUAUGUUCAGGGCCAAUAUCAAGUUCGUUCGUGAACAGGUGGGGUUGCAGACCAGUCACCAUCGUGGGGGCUCUGAUAGCAUCAGGAUGCCUUGUGCUAUCGUUCUGGGCGCAGAACGUCCUGACAUUAUGCUUCACCAUAGGAAUCGGCGCCGGAAUAGGUUUCGGCUUAAUUUACCUCCCAGCAAUUGUAAGCGUCACAACUUAUUUCGAAAAGAAGCGAUCACUCGCCACGGGAAUAGCCGUUUGCGGAUCAGGGUUCGGCACCUUUCUGUUUGCUCCAAUCAUAUCGAAACUUUUAACGGAAUACGGAUGGAGAGGUUCCAUACUAAUAAUAGCAGGGAUUGUUCUGGAAUGCAUUAUAUUCGGAGCACUGUUUCGGCCGCUGGAAGGCAAACGCGAUGUGGAAGAAGGAAAAAGGCUGAAAGCCGCCGAGGCAAACAUUGACAUACAUGUGUCGAAUCACGAUUUACAUCAGUUCACCACCGGUCUCCUGUCAAACGGAAACAACAUGCACCGACCACACAGCAUGGGACACUUUUCCAUACCAAGAGUGCUUAAAUACGAACCAAACGGCAAUAUACCUAGCGAAAAGCAGAAAGGUAACGAUAUAGCCCGACUAGCUUUGAGUCAACCAAUGUUAACACAGUCAGAACCUCAUUAUAAACAUAUCCAUCACUACGGUAGCCAAAAUUUACGAAGACAUGGUCCGCUUGAUAGGCCGGACGUGUUUUAUCAAGGAAGUCUAAUGAACAUACCCUCGUACAGAUCUAAGCUGGACUUGAAAAGGGGCGAGGAGGGGUCGGAUAUCGAACGACGACAUUCCACUUUCAGUUAUAAAAGGCGACACCAUCCCGAGUCUGAACCAGAAGAGACCACCGUAUGUGGAGUCGUUCCCUGUUCACAAGAGACCAAGGAUACGCUUAAAGAGAUGCUCGAUUUGUCAUUAUUCAAAGACGUUAUUUUUAUAAUAUUCUCUUUAAGUAACUUAUUAACUAGUAUCGGAUUCAAUAUCCCUUACGUAUAUAUAGUGCCCAAGGCAAAACUUCUAGGGAUGAACAUCGAUAGAGCUGGUAUGCUCAUUUCCAUUAUUGGAGGUGCAAACACAAUAGGAAGGAUAGUUCUCGGUUAUGUGUCUGAUAAGCCUUGGAUAAACAGACUGUAUAUAUACAACUGGUCUCUAACCAUUUGUGGGAUAGCUACAUUUCUUAGUGCCUUUUGUAAUAGUUUCUAUUCUUUGGCCAUCUAUAGUACCGUGUUUGGAUUCACUAUUGGGGCCUAUGUUGGACUCACGUCUGUCAUACUUGUGGAUUUAUUAGGGCUAGAAAAAUUAACAAAUGCGUUCGGACUUUUACUCCUGUUUCAAGGAAUAGCGUCACUUGUAGGACCACCAAUUGCAGGUAGUCUAUUCGAUGCAACAAAAUCCUACAACCCGGGAUUCUGUCUAGCUGGCGUUGCCAUCUGCCUCAGUGGUGUAAUCCUGUUCGCCAUCCCACCUAUCCAAAGAUGGCAGGCGAAAAAAUCUCAGAGAAAGAGAACUGCUGACAUAUAGCAAUUACUCAUCCCUAGCGGGAGCAACGUUAGGAACUAUUCUAGUGUAUAAAAAUUUAAAAUCAUUACAUAUCAGUCUCUCAGUUAGGCUGGAAAGUAGUGUGCCAUACUACAAAUAUGUUUUAUAUCUGCAAUGCAGAUCGAGAAAGUCGAUAAUUGUGAUUUCUGUUUUAAUUUUAUUAGGAAUGAAUGCUAUCUGAAUGUAUGUUGGUUGACAUUUGUAUGGUCUUGAGUCUUAUACAGUAUGUUCCAAUGGAAACCUGAGUUUGUAUAGAAUAAGCGUUCCAAAAAUCGCCGAAAAGGUAAGCUAUAUCUGGAAAACUAAUCAACAGAAAAAAAAACAAGAUUGUACAGAGAAAUAAAAAAAUAUUAUUUGAAUAUCUUUCAAUUUCAAAUUUUCGAAAAAAUUACCUGCUUUGGCGAUUAUUUAAAAACUGUUUCAAUAAUGUGACAGGGAACAACAGGUUUUCGUUGGAACCAUUGUAUGGCGUGUUGUAUUUAUAAAUAGUUUAAGAAACGUUUUCUAUGACCAAUGUAGAAAAAUAACGUUUGAAAUAUUUCUACCAUCUUGUAUACUGUACACAUUCAGUAGACAUUUCCAAAACGACUGACAUGUAAUUCGUUAUAUUGUAACAACGCACGUAAAGUCUUCACAUUUACAUUAAGCAAUAAUUUAUAAUUUUACAACAUUUUAUCUACAAAAGAUUCCGAAUUUUUUAAAUAUGCUAGCUGGAGCUUCCCUGGUUUAUCGAAGAAUUUACUAUUAUUACAUAUACCUAUAUUACAAAUAUAAAUAAAGUUAUAUUGUAAUAAUAUUUUCAUACAUAUUUUCAUUAAUAAUUUUAAAUUUGUCUCUGUUUAAAUUAUAAAUUAAUACUGUAUUAAAUAUAUGACUACUUUUCUA
Anoplophora glabripennis (Asian longhorned beetle) is the source of this 2775-nucleotide messenger RNA. RefSeq names its product monocarboxylate transporter 12 (gene Mct1). NCBI's taxonomy places the organism in Eukaryota, Metazoa, Arthropoda, Insecta, Coleoptera, Cerambycidae. Gene Ontology annotation, biological process: monocarboxylic acid transport; transmembrane transport. Gene Ontology annotation, molecular function: monocarboxylic acid transmembrane transporter activity. The transcript has 5 exons. Bases 91 to 1872 code for a protein of 593 amino acids. The record is from RefSeq and is a predicted model, not a curated record.